UAUAGAUAUUUGCAUUGCCGCUUACGCUUGAAGGCUCGAUGUCCAGCUCGAGGAAUAAAACAAGGGAAUGACCCUAUUAUUCUUUCUAAAAACCACUCUCACAGAGUCAUGCAGCAAAAUCGACUUAGUCAGAGAUUUAAAGUCGAGCUAACGGCUUCAGCCCGUCAGUCUUUUUUACCUUUGCUCACAAUUUACAAUGAGGUGGCUGCUAAUUUUCCGGACCUAGUUGUGGCUAGUGAACCGUUUCAAAGCGUACACAGGCUGAUGGCCAAUUCUCGUCACAGAUUUAUUCCAGAUGAUGUGGAGAGUUACGUUGAUUUAAUUAAUACUCUCAAUAAUCCACAUUAUCAUCAGUUACGCGAGUACUACCGUGGUUAUUCGCUCAACUUUUCAGCCCUGCAGGAUGACGCUCUAAUUAUCGGAGAUCCGGAGUUGAUUGCAGAGUUUGCGUUUGAUACUUUCUUCAUUACGACAACUACAAAUGUCCUCCCACAAGUGAAUAAUACGCGUUUAAUAAGCAGUAUUGUUGCCAAAUACAAUAAUAAUGUUAGUAAUUUAUAUUUUCAUUUCUUAUUGGGUUUAAAGCUUUUAAAUGCUAUCGAUUUCAAAUGAUCUUCAUUAAAAUCUUUCUUUCUUAUC
Cotesia glomerata is the source of this 639-nucleotide messenger RNA. RefSeq lists its product as uncharacterized. Bases 109 to 612 code for a protein of 167 amino acids. The record is from RefSeq and is a predicted model, not a curated record. The transcript is spliced from 2 exons. NCBI's taxonomy places the organism in Eukaryota, Metazoa, Arthropoda, Insecta, Hymenoptera, Braconidae.